Messenger RNA from Funneliformis geosporum, 365 nucleotides. Lineage: Eukaryota; Fungi; Glomeromycota; Glomeromycetes; Glomerales; Glomeraceae. The record is from the annotation of a GenBank genome assembly.
CUACUACUAAUAAAGCUGCAAGUAUCAAAGCUAUUAUUACUAAUGUUACUGAAGAUGAUGAUGCCGAUGAUGAUUGGGAUGAAUUCGAGACCGAUGAUGACGAAAUGUAUGACGGAUGGGAUUAUUUAGCCCGUUAUGGAGAAGAUGCAUGGGAAAAACUUCUUCAAGCUCGGUUGGCUCGUCAUCGUAAUAUCCUUCUUAGACUAUUUACCAGACGCCUUCCCAAUUUAUCUGAACAAGCAAAAAAUGUAUUAUUUGAUGCAUUUUUUAGAUCUGAUGCAUUUGGAGUAUCAGAACACAAUGCAUUAUUGGACGCGCUAGCUCAUCCUGUGGAAGCUCGGAUUCUAUUGGUCUAUACGAUUUAA